Ailuropoda melanoleuca (giant panda) is the source of this 1736-nucleotide messenger RNA. RefSeq names its product serine protease 44-like. The record is from RefSeq and is a predicted model, not a curated record. Gene Ontology annotation, biological process: proteolysis. Bases 24 to 1091 code for a protein of 355 amino acids. Gene Ontology annotation, molecular function: serine-type endopeptidase activity. NCBI's taxonomy places the organism in Eukaryota, Metazoa, Chordata, Mammalia, Carnivora, Ursidae. The transcript is spliced from 6 exons.
GGGGCGGCAGGGCAAGCGGGCCCAUGGCGUCUCUGGGCGGCCCCCUAGGCCUCCUGCUCUGGCUCCUGCUCCUUGAACCUCGGCUCGGUGAGGGUUACAGCCCCAGCAAGGAAUCUGCAAUGACACCCGCAAGCCCAGAGGCGCCACCAGGGCCACCAGGGUCCCUGGAGUCCCCGCAGAUGCUAAUAUCCACUGCAGCUCCGGGGCCUCUCACACUCACAGUGGAGUCCAGCCAGGCCGCUGUAUUUGGAACCUUCUCUCCUCAAGUGAGCCAACCAGGAUGCGGCCAGAGGUCUAUGAGGAUAGCCGGCGGACUGCCCGCCUCAGACAAGAAGUGGCCCUGGCAGGUGAGCCUGCAGGUCAGGGACAGACACAUAUGCGGAGGAUCCCUCAUUGCCAGUCGGUGGGUGCUGACCGCCGCCCACUGCAUAAUUGGCCACGAGGAAUAUACAGUGAGGCUGGGAGACACACUGUUAUAUUCUCAUUCCAAGACAACCCUGGUGGUCCCGGUGGAAGACAUCGUUUGCCACCACUAUUAUGAUGCUAAAACUUUGAGACAUGACAUCGCCCUGGUUUUGCUGUCCUUCUCCGUGAAUUACUCCUCAUACAUCCAGCCUGUGUGUCUCCCCGAAAGGGCUUUCCACGUGGAAAGUGGGACGGAGUGCUGGGUGGCAGGCUGGGGCCAACUGGCAGGAGGUGAGACUGCCCCAGUGUCAGUUCAUCUUCAGGAGACCAAGCAACUCAUUCUUCACUACAAGAAAUGUAACCAGAUAUUGCUGACACGCUUAGGGUCACUUCGCAAUCUAGUGAAAAAAGGGAUGAUCUGUGGCUAUCAAGACGGGAAGAGUCUCUGCAAGGGAGACUCUGGAGGGCCCCUGGUCUGUGAACUUAAUGCAACAUGGGUCCAGGUGGGAAUCGUGAGCUGGGGCAUUGGCUGCGGUCGCAAAAAUUAUCCUGGAGUUUAUACAGAAGUUAGUUUCUACAAGGAUUGGGUCAUUGGUCAGUUGAGUCAGGCUCGCUCUUGGGACUCAGCAGGCUUCCUCCCACUUCUGUGCCUGCUGCUGCCCCUGGGCGUCCUGGUGGCCCCGUGAUCACCCCGGCCUACCCCCCUCCUGUUGCCGAGUCUCGCCUGGGCCUCUCCUCCGACCUCCCACUCCUACUCAAAUGCCCUCUCCCCCAGUUCUGGUUGGCACCCAGUGACCCUGUAGAGAGCCACACAGUAAGAGCGGCAGCAAGGCUGGAGCCCCGGAAGUGUCUCAGCCAGAUGCCCCAGUCACCUAGGUCGGCCACAUGCACACCUUGGCUGUGCCCUGCCUGUCUGGAAGGAGGGAGGUCAAGCAUCCCAGCCUGAGAGCCAGCUGACUGGCCAGCUGAAGCCCGGGGCUUCCUUGCCAUCUCAGACAGCCCCUGCCCGAGAAGACAUCACGCCAGGAGCAGGGAGACAGCAUUGGACCUGGGUGUGGUCUCAGGCUGUCACCUGAGACUCUGACAAAGCGGUCAGCUUGCUGAUGGUGCAGAGAGAGGGAGGAGGCGUCACCAGGUCCCUGCUGAGGUGUGAGGCCCGGGGUUUCCACAUCUGCUGGGGUGUCUGGGGCUGGGAGACUUUUCCCUACAGCCAGCGUGGAUCCAGCCGUGCGUGGCCAGCCUGUGCCACACAGGCCCUCCUGGGGCAGCCCCGUGAUGGGGUCCCCUUCCUCAGUCCCUAGUGGCCCCAUCCAGGCUCAGCCCAAGUUGUG